AUGGCAGACCAAAAACAACUGCUAGCCGAAUGUGAUUUAGUGCGAAAACUGGCCAUUGGCGGAGUACUAAUGGCCACUACCACAAUAAUGGUUACAGUAUUGUCAGUACCAUUAAUGUACCACUACGUACAAAAUGCUCAAUCUCACAUGCAGGAGGAGGUUGAGUACUGUAAAAGCACGGCCAAUAACCUGUGGAAAGAGGUCACUACAACACAAGUAAGUAAAUCUUGAGUACAACAGUAUGAUAUACUCUUAGAGUACCGUAUACAUAAAAUUUUUAGUACUACUUUCUAAUUUUAGUUCCUCUCUGAAGCCAAUCCUCGUACCGCACGCUCAGCCGAACAGGCCAAAUCCAAAGCCGGCCAAAUCCUCAAAGCCCACAUGAUCCGUCGUCAAGCUUCAAAUGGCUGUUGUGGUUGUGGCCAUUCCCCAGGUGGUCCUCCAGGCCCACCUGGAGCUCCAGGAAUGCCAGGCGAAGAUGGUGUACCAGGCAACAGUGGUAGUCCCGGUUCCGACGGACCAGCAAGACCUGCCCAAGCCGCGCCACAAUGGUGCUACGAUUGCAAUCCCGGCCCUCCUGGACCACCAGGUCAAGGCGGAAGCCCCGGUUCACCAGGCCGUCCAGGAUCUCCAGGUGAAAGUGGCAGUCCAGCAGCACCAGGACCAGCGGGGCCACCAGGUCCACCCGGGGCGCCAGGAGAAGCUGGUCGUCCGGGUGAACCUGGUGCUCCAGGAGCGCCAGGAGUCUUACGUGACGGACCAACAAAUGUGGGACCAGCUGGUCCUCCCGGCCCACCUGGUCCGCCAGGACCACAAGGAAACGGAGGUCAGCCAGGAGAACCAGGUAGACCAGGCCAACCCGGAGAAUCUGGUGAACCUGGCUCGCCUGGAGCUCCUGGACGUCCAGGUGGCGCUGGAUUGCCAGGAAGUUCCGGAGAACAAGGUCGUAAAGGAAGUUGUGACCAUUGUCCACCCCCACGAACUGCUCCCGGAUAUUAA
Bursaphelenchus okinawaensis is the source of this 999-nucleotide messenger RNA. Lineage: Eukaryota; Metazoa; Nematoda; Chromadorea; Rhabditida; Aphelenchoididae. The record is from the annotation of a GenBank genome assembly.